AUGGAGGAGGCGACGAUGCUUGCGAAACUGAAUCACAAGCACAUCGUUCGGUACUACGACGCGUGGCUGGAGGCGGCGUCGCCCUCGCGCCGCGCCGCGGAGUCGCCCUCUCGCCCCGAAGAGAACCCGCCGACAAAAUGUCUCUUCAUCCUUAUGGAGUACUGCCCCGGGCGAACGCUAAGGGAAGCGAUCGACUCGGGCCUUCUUCAGCCGCCUCCGCCCCAGCCGUCUCUCGGGAAAACGAAACGGAGACGGCGGAAAGACGACGGCGUGCGGCGCGGCGCAGACUCGCCCGCGCCCUGCAUGCGACCGGACGGCGCAGCGCCGCGUCGAGGCGAUGCGCCGCUUUCUUCUUUUUCUUCUUCCUCUUCUUCCUCGUCUCUCGUGCCGUCCUGCGUCGCAGGGGCCGGCAGCGGCGGCGAGGGCUCGACGCAGACGGCGGGGACGGGAGAAGCUGCGAACGGAGGAGGCGAAGAAAGGCGAGACCGAGAGAACGACGCCGACGACGCCGAGGACGCCGACGAAGAAGACAGUGAAGAGGAAGCACGCCAGAGCGAGGCGGAACGGCGAACGGCGGCAGAGAUGGGCUUGCAGGCUCUCAAGUGGCGGCUCACACGCGACCUCGUGGGCGGUGUCGCUUACAUGCACUCCUCUGGCGUCAUUCACCGAGACCUAAAACCCAGCAACAUCUUCCUCAAGGUUGAACACGACAGGCUCUGCGUCAAGAUCGGCGAUUUCGGAUUGACGACGACGGUGUUGAAGGGGAAGCAUGCAGCUUCGCGGCAGCCUGUGGGGCGCCACGCGUCGCACUCUCGAACGAGCGUCGACACGCCGGUCCUCUCAGCUGGUUCGUCGCCGCCACUCUCGGGGUUCUCUUGUCCGGCCCAAGAAGUGGGCGAGUGCCCAUCGGGAAAACCCGGCCUCGCCUUGCCGCUUCCUCUGCCGCGUCUCCUCGUCCCGCCUCUCUCCUCGUUCCCAGGUUCCCACCCCAGCGACACACCCUCCCUCCGCCUCUCCGCGGGUGUAGGUACCGUCUACUACAUGGCUCCUGAGCAGGCCACAGGCAGCCGGUAUGACCAGAAAGCAGAUAUCUUCUCCUUGGGAGUCGUGCUGUUUGAGAUGUGGGCGCCGCCGUUUACGACUGCGAUGGAGCGCGCGUCCGUGCUCGGGCAGUUGACGCUUGACCACGAGCAACAAAUGCGGCGGCUGCUACGCCCAGUCAAGGCGCCGCCGCCGUGCUUCUCUCCGGCGUCUGUGAGGAAGCGCCGCGACGGGGAAGAGGUCGGAAGUCUGGUGCAGAGCUCGGCGCGUCUGGCUGCGCCGCUCCGGCCGCGGCAGCAACGUCGAAGGCAGCAGAGGGAGUUUCUGCUCUUGCAGCGGACGGGCCAGGAAGAGGAGAAGAAGCGGUUCGCGUGCGCCGCCUCGCCAGAGCCUCCGACUUUCGAGCUCGCUCCGUUUGACGCGUUAGCCUUCCUCAAGCAGUACGUGCCGCACGAAGUCGCGCCGCUGAUCUUGGCCAUGAUUCAACAAGACCCCGACAGGCGCCCGGCAGCCGACGCACUCCUCGUUGACGACGUUCUCCUGCCUCUCGAACUGAGUCAGGCGCUGCCGUUGGGGGCUGUCGACGAGUACGAAGUGAACCUUGUUCGGUCUUUCUCCCACGCCGCUCGCGAAACGCCCGGCCGACGGGGCGAGCUGUCUCCGCAGCGUCUGGGGUCUUUGCAUGCGUUUCCCGACUUAUGUGGGGAGACAGGGCCUGCAGGAGAGGCGCAGCGGCCUGCGGGGGCGCGCGGGUGCGGGCGCCUGGCCCCGGCGGCCGGCGCGGCGCUGGACGCCGGAGGCCGAGUCCGGGGCGGGAAGAGCAGUCGGACGCCAGCAGGACGAGACGCCGCCAGGACACCCGGGACGGGGCGACAAGGCGGUCGCCGGCGAGCAGCCGGCGGGGACGGAGAAGCCGCGCUGCGCGAGGACGGGAACAGCUCGGUGUGUUCGUCCUCCGAUGGUGGCCAGCGGUGUCGCGAAGGCGACGAGGAGACAGGGGAGGCGGGGGGCGAGGGGGUGAGGAGUCGGAGGCGGGGAAAGAAGGACAGUUGGGCGAGAGUGGGCGACGAAGACGCUCGCGGCCAGCCGACGGCGCGAAGGUUGCCGAAAGACGCGCGAGGCGGCAGUGACGAGAAGGAGAGGCCCGAGAACCGAGCGGGGGACCGACUCGCUUACGCCUACUGCGCGCGGCCCUUUGGCGCGUUUCGCGACUCCUCCGAGACGGCCCUCGAAGUCGACACCUUUUCAAAGAGCGUCGGGCGCAGCCGCGAGGACGUGAGAGAGAAGCGGAGACGCGGGGAUCGCGACGUCCACAAAGCGAGUGGCGGUCUCAGAGCCCGGGAGCCUGACAGUCCGCUUUCGGCUGGCAAGGGACGGAAAGGAGACAGCGACGUCGGCGAGGAGGGACGCAACGGCAGAGCAGGGAGGAAGCAACAGGACGACGCUCUCUGCGUCAAGCCUCGGCCUGCGCUCGGACACCCUUUCAAGCGGAUCUACGCCGUCAUUGCCUCCUAUCCGUUCUCGAACGAGGCUGUUCAGGUCAUGGCCACUCUGUUGAAUCGGCACGAGGACGAGGCUGCGCUGCACCAUUUCCUCCUGCUCAAACGCGCCCUGGCAUACGAGAAUAUUCUGCUCUAUCGCCUCCAGCAGUUUACCCGGAGUCUGGUCCGGCAGCACUGCGCGACGUGCUUCGAGCGCCGCGGAGCCACGCAGAUUUUGCUUCCCGUUCUUCUGCCGCUGACGGGGCGGUUAGCUGGCAGUCUGAGUUCGACUCGCCGGCUGCUCCGCCACUCCAGAGUGAUUGUCGAUCUGAAGGAGAAGCAAGAAGAGGCGGAGAGGCGGGCAGAAGAGGCCCUCAAGAAGAAGGGAGGGCUGCGCGCACGGCGGGCGUCGAAGUGUUUUUCCGUCUUGGGAGAACAUGCGGAAGGAAGGGGAGGAGCAGCCUCCGACGGGAAUGUCUCCGAGGGCACACAACCAAGCGCGAAGAGACGGCCUGCGUGUCGAUAUACGCAGUCGGGCGCUGGCGCUCCGGCUUCGAUGCCGUCUGCAUUUUCUUCCUUCUUUGCUGCUUCCUUCUCCUCGGGCGCAUGCGCCGCCCCCGCGUACGCGUCUCUGGACCGACAGGGCUUGCCGCCUCCCCAUCUCUUCGCAGUCCCGCUCUUCCGGCCGUUUCUUGUCGCGCCGAAACCGUUUCUGCCUUCCGUCUCCUUUCCGUUCGCGUGUCUGCCGAUACACACAGCCGUCGCCCCCGCGGCGGCGGGUGUAUGUACACCCGAAGCGGGGAUGGUGGCGGCGGCUGCGACGGUGGACGAGCUGCUGACUACGGACCACUUUUCGUCUCCAGGGAAGGGCGUGGCUCUGCUGUUGGACGCGGCGGCCACGCCGCUCAUUCUUCCGUUCUCGCUUUUCCACGGCGCGGCGGCGGAGGCAGCUGGCCGCGGCACCAGCCGCGGCCACACGUCCCUGCCCGUCGUGCAGCGGCGCUGGGCGUUCGCUCCGACCUACAUCAAGGCCGACUGCGCGGCUGGCCGCGGGCGCGGGGCCUCGGCGCGACGCGGGAAGUUCCGAGACGGCGACGAGGACGGGAGGCCGGGGGUCGGCGCGAAGGAGAAGGCGAAGAAAGACAAGGGCGAGGGGCGAGGCAAAGGCGCGACGUCCGGGUGUAUGCGGUGCCUGAACCUAAGAGCCGGUGCGGCCUUGCAGGAGAAAAACGCAGGCGAGGUCGAGCGCGGCGCGAAGAAGGCCCGCGGCCAAGGCGCAAAUCGCGAGCGAGAAGUCGCAGCCUUAGCCUCGGAGUCGCCCGCCGCAUGCGCCCCACAGGAAGUGUACGCUGCUUUGUACGAUCUCGUGGUGGACCUCGACGCGUUUGGCAACUGGGAAGACGAAUUCGGCGGCUGUUUCUCCUUCUUCGGCGAGGACGGGAUUCCGCGCAGACGCAGGAGCGAGGGCCGCGACCAACUCGACAGCAAGGAAUUCGGAAAAGCACUCAUCCCAGGCGCCUUCUUCGACGCAGAAGUUGUCGCCGCCGCUGCAGAUGUGCUGGCGCCUCUCGCCAUGGCGGCCACGCCAGAGAGCGGCGCGCCUCUCGGAGGAACGGCCCUGCUUCUCGUCUGGACAAUGGCCGACCUUCUGCCCGCGAUUCUCCAACACCUCAUCCUGAUCCCCGAGGACCGCGUGCGGUACUUCGCCAGUUGGCUGCGCGUCCAGGCGAACAGCGGCGGACUCACGAAGGAAUGCCUCGAGGCGCACUUGCGAGCGGCCGUCUUAUAUUCGGAAGACAGUCUCGCGGGGACGAAUCGCGAGCUCCUGGCCACUGGCGCUGGCCUCGCAAAGGGCUACGGAGGGGCCAGCGUGGACGCGGAGGCGGUCCCAGAAGACCGAGGGAAGGAGGCGAAUGACCGCCAGGGAGACGAAGAACUAGUGCUUCUGCAGCUUCUCCAGAAAGAAAGAGACGAAAACUUUGUUCGGCAACAAGCUGGCCUCUUGUGGACUCUCCUCGGCAUUCAAGGAGAGACGCCAGAGAAGGCGAUCGCGGAGUUGAUUUCGUGCGUGCUCUCGCUGGACCGGAGUCGCGAAGACGCACUGAUGCUUCUCGCGGAGGCAGAUCCAAGCGGCUUCGUCUCCGCCUUCGGCGAGGCGUCCUUGCCCGGGUCUCUGUCGUUUCCGUCGGCUGACCGCGCCCGCGGGUCUGACGGCGCCGCGUGGAUCGCCGCUUCCCGUUCCUCCCUGUCUCCGCUUCUCCAGCAGCUUCGUCUCCUCCGCCUGCAGCAACAGCUUCUGUCGCAGAUCGAGUGUUUUCCCCCCGACCAGCAGCGGUUCGACCUUUUCCUCCCGUUCGACACUGCGCAGUACGCCCACGGGCUGGUCUUCUUCGUCCUCGGGGCGCCCGUCAUGUCGACCGCCUCGCCGUCUCUUGGCAUCGCAGGCGUCUCGAGUCUCGGCGGCGCGGUGCCCUCGCCCCACUUCGCAGGGUUUCCCGGCGCAUCCCUCGGCGAGAAAAGCGGGAGUUUCGCCUUUGCCCGAGAGCCUCUGCACCCUGGGCAGGGGCUCUCGGGCCUCGCGCACGGCGCCUCGCUGCUCGGCGGCGGGGCUGACCACGCCGCGUCGCGCCACUCGAAAGGCCACGCGGCCGGCGUGGCGUCGAAGAGCGCCGCUCAGCAGGCUCUCGCGAGUUUGCGACUCGCCCACCAGCAGAUGCGCGAGGUCCUGGCGUCUGGGGGGCGCUACGACGCUCUCCUGGAGGAAGUGCGCAUGCAGGGAAUUGGGGAGGAAGAGGACGCGGAGCGAGGCCGAGGCGAGAGAGAAGAGAAGCGCAGAGAGACUGGGGCCCACCGCGAGAAGCGAAGAAACCUGUCAGUGACUGGCGUCGAACUCGCGGCGGAGUGCAUUGGGAAGCGGCUCCUUUUGCUGGCCCAGAAUUCGAGCCACGUCUUCUUCCAGGACGACGCGAAAGGAUCCCACUUUCUUUCGUGCGCCCUGGGGGCCUCCGCGCCGUUCGCGGCUUCGGCCUUUGCCCUCCGCGAGGUUGAGCGCGGCAUCGAGACCAAGCUCCAGAAUUCAAUUCUCGCUUUGGAGGGCGGGAGUGGAGCAGGCACUUCCAAACACGACUUGCAUGCGCAUCCCUCAGCGCCGUUCCCCCCAGCCCUUGCAUCUGCGGCGGGCGGUCUCGGGUCCCUCGGCCCGGGCCACGAUGCGGGGUACCCAGGCGGGGCCGUCGAGGGGGCCGCGAGGAGCAGUCGAGUGUAUGUACACCCGCACACAGUCAACUGGCACUCGAGCGCGCACGCACAUUUCUCCGCGCUGACUUCCGCGCAGAAUGGCCACUUUGCGCACGCCGGCGCGGCAGCCACCUUCGAGAAAGAGGGGAAACACGCGGCGGGUGUUUCCUGCGGCGCCGCCGCGGGGCCUGCCGCAGGCGGCGACGGCGAGGCGCGCGGUCGCGAGGGGCGGGUCCACACGAACGUGAGUCGCGUGCGGAGCAUGUCUGGCGGCGAGGAGCGGAGACUCGCGGCGAUGGAGAUGAAGCGGCGAAUGGGCGCCAGCGUCAGGCAACUCUUCCAGGACGCCCCGAAAUGGGCCAACCAACCAGCCGCCCUCAUCUGCGUCGUGCACGCGCACGUACACGCGGACCGAGGCGCCGCGGGGAAAGCAGAACCCGAGACGAAACAGCGAAACGAAGAACGGAAAGAAACCUUCCUCGCGGCCGCUGCACACGAACUUCGCAUGCGCCUCCGGAGGAGUGGGGUCACGUGCGAGAUUCGAUGGAUUUCUGUGGCCGAGCGGCAACGGAUGAAACGCCCCGUUCGGCGACCGGCCGCAAACUCCUCAGGUCGGCCUUCCGGCGGGACCGCAGCGCCUCCAGCCCUCGGUUCUCGAGAUCUUCUUCAGUGGCUGAUAUUCCUCUCCUCGUCCCCUUCUCUUCCUGCGCCGUCUCUCCCUUCGCCUUCGCUUCACUCGCGGCAUUCGCCGGCUGCUCUUGUGUCUUCGUCCCUGUCUUCUCUGCCCUAUUCUGCUUCGCCUGCUGCGAGCGACGGCGAGGCGUCGGCUUCUUCGGAGCCGGUUGAGGCGCCGGUUCGCGUAGAGACAGGGGGCAAGGAGACAGAGGAAGGUAAGAGGGACUUCGAGGCAGAGCGCGGCACAGAGAAGCUGUUUGCACUUCUGGACGAGGCCGUCGCAGCGACCGACGGACGGGCGCCUGCGGCAGCGAAGGAGCCAAACGAGGAAGCCGCGUCCGUCGAGCACCCAAGAGAAGAAAGGGCCAGCGACUUCGAGCUCCACAUCCACAUCGAGCAUCUCUCGGGUGAAGAGACGGCCCAGGACCUAAAUUCUGUUGACGAAGCAGCGGCGUUCCUUGCCUCACCCCGGGGAGCGAGGAAACCAUGCUAG
Messenger RNA from Neospora caninum, 6927 nucleotides. RefSeq names its product putative Wee kinase. Gene Ontology annotation, biological process: protein phosphorylation. The transcript has 10 exons. NCBI's taxonomy places the organism in Eukaryota, Apicomplexa, Conoidasida, Eucoccidiorida, Sarcocystidae. Gene Ontology annotation, molecular function: protein kinase activity; ATP binding. The record is from RefSeq and is a predicted model, not a curated record. Bases 1 to 6927 code for a protein of 2308 amino acids.